Messenger RNA from Morone saxatilis (striped sea-bass), 484 nucleotides. RefSeq names its product cytochrome c oxidase subunit 6B1-like. Bases 1 to 249 code for a protein of 82 amino acids. Gene Ontology annotation, cellular component: mitochondrion; respiratory chain complex IV. The transcript has a single exon. NCBI's taxonomy places the organism in Eukaryota, Metazoa, Chordata, Actinopteri, Moronidae. The record is from RefSeq and is a predicted model, not a curated record.
AUGGCUGAGAAGAUCAAGAGCUACAGGACUGCUCCCUUCGACGGCAGGUUCCCCAACACCAACCAGACCCGCAACUGUUUCCAGAACUACCUGGACUUUCAUAGGUGCAACAAGGCCCUGUCAGCCAAAGACCAGGAUGUGGCUCCCUGUGAUUGGUACCAGAGGGUUUACAAGAGUCUGUGUCCCAUGAGCUGGGUCGGCAAAUGGGACGAGCAGAUAAAGAAUGGAAGUUUCCCAGGGAAGAUCUAAAAUCAUCAGGACAGUCCACUGCAGGACAUUCUGUUACUCUCACCUUUAUCUCUGUAGAGUGCCUAAGGACAUCUUCAAACAGCUUUCACAUUGUCAUCAACAUUGAUGUCAUUAACCUUAUUAACUUAAACACGCACAACUUUUUACCCUUCAUGUUAAGGUCUGAAGUUUUUUUUUCCUGUCUCUAUUGUGAACUACUCUUCAGCAGUGCAGAUUUAAUUAAAAUGAUGUUGUU